Molecule: messenger RNA, 2134 nt
Organism: Apodemus sylvaticus (European woodmouse)
Lineage: Eukaryota; Metazoa; Chordata; Mammalia; Rodentia; Muridae
Gene: Sbk2
Product: SH3 domain binding kinase family member 2
Exons: 3
Coding region: 1-1089 (362 amino acids)
Biological process (GO): peptidyl-threonine phosphorylation; peptidyl-serine phosphorylation
Molecular function (GO): protein serine/threonine kinase activity; ATP binding
Source: RefSeq, a predicted model, not a curated record
AUGCCAGGCAAACAGUCAGAAGACAGGGCAAUGGAAGUAGCAGCUGUGGAGGAUGGAGGUGACGAAGGCCUGGGAGGCCUAACGGUUGAGGAGCUGCAGCAGGGUCAGGAGGCUGCUCUGGCCUUGGAGGACAUGAUGGCUCUGAGUGCCCAGACCCUGGUCCGAACGGAGGUGGAAGAGCUGUAUGAGGAAGUGCGUCCCCUGGGCCAGGGCCGGUUCGGCCGUGUCCUGCUGGUUACUCACCGCCAGAAAGGAACACCCCUGGCACUGAAGCAGCUCCCCAAGCAGUCCACUUCCCUCCGUGGCUUCCUGUACGAGUUCUGCGUGGGCCUCUCACUUGGCACGCAUUCCGCCAUCGUGGCUGCCUAUGGCAUUGGCAUUGAGUCAGCCAGUUCCUACAGCUUCCUGACAGAACCUGUUCUCCACGGGGACCUCAUCACCUUCAUCCAGCCCAAGGUGGGUCUCCCACAGCCAGCAGCCCAGCGCUGUGCGGCCCAACUGGCCUCCGCCCUGGAACACAUUCACUCCCGUGGCCUGGUGUACCGGGACUUGAAGCCAGAGAAUGUGCUGGUGUGUGACCCAGCCUGCCAGCGUGUCAAGCUGACAGACUUUGGCCACACCCGGCCCCGAGGGACCCUGCUCCGACUCACUGGGCCGCCAAUCCCCUACACUGCCCCUGAGCUCUGUGCCCCACCGCCCCUCCCCGAGGGACUACCCAUUCAACCUUCCCUGGAUGCCUGGGCUCUGGGGGUCCUGAUCUUCUGCCUUCUAACUGGCUACUUCCCCUGGGACCAGCCCCUGGUGGAGGUUGACCCUUUCUUUGAGGACUUUCUCAUCUGGCAGGCUUCCGGCCAGCCCCAAGACCGACCACAGCCGUGGUAUAGCCUGUCACCUGCAGCGGACGCUCUCCUGUGGGGGCUGCUAGAUCCUCAGCCCCGGAAGCGGAACCCUGUGAGCUCCGUCAAGAGCUACCUAGGCCAACCCUGGAAGCAGAGGGAGGGGGAGGCUGAGGAACUGGGAAAGGAGCUGAGAGAAGAUGGGUGGAGAGGUGGACAGGAGGCUGCCAAGGGGGAGCAGCCUGCAUGCUGAGACCUGCUUAGCCUGAGCUGCCUGGCUGUGGCCUCUUCUCUGUUUCCCAUCUAUGUCCCAUCUGUCCCGUGUGUUGUCUGUGUCCCUCCUUUGUGUAUUCAUGUGUGAAUUCAUGAAUGUGCGCACGUGUGUUUAUGUGUGCAUGCAUAUAUAUAUAUAUAUAUGUGUGUGUGUGUGUGUGUGUGUGUGUGUGUACGCACGUGUAUGUGUUUGUAUGUGUGUGUAUGUAUGUGUGCAUGCAUUUGUAUGUGCGUGUAUGUGUGCAUGUAUCUGUGUAUAUACAGAUAUCUGUUCAUGCACGUAUGUGUGUGUAUAUGUCACAUGUGUGUGUGGUGUGUGUGUGUAUGUGUGUGUAUAUGGCACAUGUGUGUGUGUGUGUGUGUGUGUGUGUAGUGCUGUGUAUAAAUCAGAGGACUUUUAGGAGUCAGCUCUCUCCUUCCUUCCACCUUGGAGCGCAGCCAUGGAACUGAAUUCUUGCAAGCCUUCAAGUGCCCUUAGCCACAGGAGCCAUCUUGCUGGCUCUGGCCUAUAUAAUUCUGGAUCCUCCUGCCUCAGCUUCCUGGAACAGCAGGCAUGCACCAUGCUUGGCUGUCUGGCACAGCUCUGCACCAUCCCACCACCUCAGCUAGCCUUCCCCACAAACCCUUGUAAAAUGGCGACCUGCUGUGGACUUGACAGUCCUAGGCCCCUCCUACUGUCUGUUCCUUCUGUUUCCUUCCGGGGUGUGCACUGUACCUUAACUAACUGAGCUCCCGGGGGUGGGGUGGGGGCCUUUGGCCCCUGGAGGACUGACCCUACGUCUCUGUGAAAUGCCCGGUCUGCCGCCGCCGCCAAAUGAGUAGAAACAUCUGGCCAGCAUUGCUCCCUGCUGCGCGCGGGCCUCUCACACUCGUUGUCACUGUCCUCCUGGCUCUGUCAGCCCGCCUUCUCUCACAUGGCUUCCCUCCACUCCAGUCUGCUCUGGCUGCAUCGCUCGCGCCCCUGCAUGCUGGGACGCCACCCUCUGUGUGGGGUACACUUCCUCGGCUGCUCUCUGCAAAUAAAG